Molecule: messenger RNA, 1192 nt
Organism: Paecilomyces variotii
Lineage: Eukaryota; Fungi; Ascomycota; Eurotiomycetes; Eurotiales; Thermoascaceae
Product: putative nascent polypeptide-associated complex subunit
Exons: 3
Coding region: 309-935 (208 amino acids)
Biological process (GO): protein targeting to membrane
Cellular component (GO): nascent polypeptide-associated complex; cytoplasm
Source: RefSeq, a predicted model, not a curated record
CGGUAUUCGGCAAGAUGCGCAUCGGCCCUGGGACCUUCACACAGCUGUGCGGCUUCCAACCUCCAGCACGACAAAAUUCACAUCAUCCACCACAGUCCAUUAUCAACGGCAAGGUAUGUUCGAACUUGCUUUCUGGAGCCAUACAUUCUCACCACCGAGCCUGGAAAGUCCAUUCCCCACCAUGCGCGUACAGAUGGUGGCGGGGUAGUAUACUUCCCACGGCUCGUGCUGGAUCAAUUGUAUAAUUGCACAGUGCGCAAUGCUAACGACCGCUUAACACAGCACUUCAAGCUCGUCCGAAUCACAAAAUGGCCAACCCUAGAGUCGAAGAGCUCCCCGACGAGGAAGUCCCCAAGGCGAACGUCGAAGAUGCGGGCAGCAGCUCCGAGUCUGAGGCUGGAGAGGAGCCCACCAUCCCCGGCGGCGCCGCUGUCACCAUUCACUCCCGUAACGAGAAGAAGGCCAGAAAGGCCAUUGGAAAGCUCGGCCUGAAGCACGUCCCUGGAAUUACUCGUGUCACCCUCCGCAGACCCAAGAACAUCCUCUUCGUCAUCAACCAGCCCGAUGUCUACCGAUCCCCCUCCAGCAACACCUGGAUCAUCUUCGGUGAGGCCAAGAUUGAGGACCUGAACUCCCAGGCUCAGGCCUCCGCUGCCCAGCAGCUGGCUGCCGCCGAGGCCGCCGGCAACGGUGACGCCCACGCCGGUCACGACCACGACCACGACCACGACCACGGCAAGGGCAAGGCCCCUGAGACCGAGGCCAAGAAGGAGGAGGAAGAGGAUGAUGGCGAGGAGGUUGACGACUCCGGCCUCGAGGCCAAGGACAUUGAGCUCGUCAUGGCUCAGGCCAACGUCUCGAGAAAGAAGGCCGUUAAGGCUCUUAAGGAGAACGACAACGAUAUUGUCAACUCCAUCAUGGCUCUCAGCAUAUAAUGAUGGCCUGUGUGACGUUCUCAUAGGUCAGGGAGUCGGUCCUGGCUGUGACUUUCGAAUCAGCUGCAGUCAGGACCGAGUCCGAACGAUAGUUAGGCAGAUAUCCCUCGGGAGGCUGAUUCCUCUGGCGGUUGCCGUGUAAAUCAGUUCAGUAAAAGAAAUGCGAACCACUUUUCCUGCCAUUGUAUUUUCCAAGAGUCAAUUUAAUAUGGUGCAUUGUGUACGUAGAGCUGUCAGUUGUCCAGAUGACCCUAUUA